This is a messenger RNA of Guyanagaster necrorhizus, 2932 nucleotides long. Its product is annotated as Pet127-domain-containing protein. Gene Ontology annotation, biological process: mitochondrial RNA 5'-end processing; mitochondrial RNA metabolic process. Gene Ontology annotation, cellular component: mitochondrial envelope; mitochondrion. The record is from RefSeq and is a predicted model, not a curated record. Bases 224 to 2848 code for a protein of 874 amino acids. The transcript has 12 exons. NCBI's taxonomy places the organism in Eukaryota, Fungi, Basidiomycota, Agaricomycetes, Agaricales, Physalacriaceae.
AGAGCACUCGCGUUCUCUCUACUCUGUGCAGCCAUUAUUUUCCUAGGCAGUGUCCUGCUGCCGCUUUUUCUCACCGAAAUAUUUAUUUCACGUCGACGUUUUGCCUCCGAAAUUUCUGCCGACUCUGGCCGGCUUCAAGCGCACCCGUACCAUGUCCUUCUUCCAUACGGGCCGCACAAAUCUGCCAGGACCGUCGUCAAUAUGUCGAUCUUCACUCAAAACGAUGUCCCGGCGCAAGCCCUUGACUCAGACGAAAUUCUUCCAGAUGUCACUUCAGUCUCAGGAAGCACUGUCCGAAAAUGCUAAAACGAGUAUCAGAGUUUUAGAGACUAUCACAAGAAUGGCGGCUAUGCCAAGUCGUACACAGGAAACGGGACUUUCAGAGAAAGAGUUUGUGACAGGAUGGGGAGAGGAUAAGCUAACACCGCUCGUGGCCGAUAAACUGAGGCCAUCCGAAGGCCUGUCAUCAGAGAUGCUUGCGUCGUACGUAUCAGAUGUGAGUAUAUGGUCGAGGCCCAAAAGCGUCAAGUUACACGUAGAGAAUAAAAAGCCGCAAGCGAAAGCUUCAAAAGCACUCACGAAAGCGACUAAAGCAGCUGCUAAGGGCAUGACAAAGGGUACAAAGGUGAAGGUGAAGGCCCCCAAGACUAAGGCUGCUACCAAGGUAAAGGCCAAGGAAACUAAGCCGAACAACGCAAAGGCCGAGAAACACGAUGAUACGCCUGUGGAAUCGGAGGGAGUGUUUGCGGACCCAAACCCGCUUAAGCUAAUCCUUCCGUACGCUCACACGGUCGAGGGCAUGCUGUACCCGACAGAAGGUCACGUUCUCCAAGACGUAAAGCCUGUUGCGCGACAGAGACCAGUGGCAAGGCUUUCUCACGGGUUGGACCGUGUUUUGUUCAACCCUGGUGUUCACUGGCUACGCGAUCCUAGGUCGCACGUGUAUAAUUUUCCUCCUAGUGUGGAGAGUAUACCUCGUGUAUUCGAUUUUGCUUUUGAACGGCUUCCCGGUUUCACAAAGAGCUCUCGAGACGAAGAACUCUGGAAUCUGGCAAAUCGCGAAAAUCGUAAAUUCGCCGGAUCAACGUCGUCUUUGUCGGGUAUGCUGUGUCAGAUAUACUUCCUCAUCUCAGGAAAUAGGCCCGUCAACAUUGAAACGCUUAGCCAAAACUUCCAACAUGCGCCAACUAAUUUUACGCCAGGCCAACGGAUGCCUCCAACUGUUGUCUUUAACCACCGGGAUAGCACCUACGCUAUAGACUCUCACGCAGACACACUAUCGGACAAGAAUAUCUUAACUUGGAUGGGCACUCUUCUUGAAAAAUACUUAACCACUCCGCUACCGGAGUUCCCGACCUUCAUGCGUACGGAAACACCAGAUUUCGAGGCCGAGACAACGGAAGAGAAUAUUAGAGAUGCCUUCCGGUUUUCAAAGUCGAAAACGUUUGUCAUGCGGUCUCAACUGGAUUGUCAGGAUCCUCGUCUUCCUGGUACAGGCGUCUUUGAUAUCAAGACACGAGCGUGUUUGCCUAUACGGAUGGACAUUUUAAAUUUCAAGGAGAACUCUGGAUACAUAAUAAAGCAGCAUUAUGGUGUCAUGGAAAGCUUUGAAAGGGAGUAUUAUGAUCUCACCCGUGCGGCCUUCCUCAAGUAUAGCUUCCAGGCGCGCAUUGGAAACAUGGACGGCGUGUUUGUGGCCUAUCACAACACGGAGCGCAUGUUCGGUUUUCAAUAUGUAUCAUUGGCAGAGAUGGACAGCUGCCUUUUUGGACAGAUUCAAGGCAUAGGCGACCGUGUGUUCGACAAAUGCGUCUCUCUGCUUGAAGCCAUCUCAGAAGAGGUUGUCAACUGUUUCCCAGGACAGUCGGUUAAAGCGACUUUUGAGACCGUGGCGUCCGACCUGAACGUAUUUGUUCAACCUGCAGACUGGAAGUCUGAAUCUCCUGAAGACAAAUCUCCGAUCAAGCAGCUAGUAGUCAGGUUGAAGCACUACCUCGGGGAUCCAGCAAGGAAGGUGUCCAGUAGCAAAGCCAUUGAAUAUUCACAUGUUGAAGACUGGACGACACAAUGGACGAUCGGGUUGACUGCGGAUGAACAGGAACCGGAAACACGAGCGCAAUUCAGAGCAGCUCUUACCCGCAAGUUCCGCGCUCACUGUCUGCCGGAAGGCGUAAGCUUUGCGAAUAUCGCAGAGUUCUGGACGAAUCUGAACUUCAAUGGCCAACCACCCGAUCCUGCAGAGGCAUUGUCUCCGGAGUUUUUCCUGGAAAACUUUACGGAGCCCGAUGCUAUGAUUCUUAUGCUUCGACAGGCAGCGAAGAACGGUCGUGCAGAGACAGAACGAUUAAAGGACCUUGACAAGAGCCGCCCUAUCUAUGUUCUUGGAGAAAGAUUCGAUGAAGCCGUUGCGCAUGGAGGCCCUGAUGCCGAUGCUGACAUUGAAGCUACUGGUGAAGAGGGGGCAAAGCUGAUGACGGAGAUCCGGCGUGAACCAAUGAACUAUGAAGAGUUUGCCGCAAAAAGUCUUUCCGGCGUUGAAACACCCUCAAGGAGUUCCUUGUCAGCUGAGGCUGUUCUCGAGGCUGUUGCACCAGAAGAGAACCCACUGCCAGCGGAAGUAGAUGAUUCUCCGCCGGUAGCGACAGGCCCAGUUGAAGAAACCACCCAUGGGACCAAGUACCCGGCUACAUGCGGCACAGUACCCGAAACUGUCCCGCCUCACCUGCCGACAAGCGGAGACUCGCAGGUCGAUUUCUUUACCUCUUCGUCGUCUCCUUCUGGGCCACAAUCAUUACAGGUUGAGCCACAAUCAGAUGAGGUUACAACCGGUGAUGAGACGCAAAAGUAGCACGGUUUGGGUUGUUUAUCGCACAUUUGUAGAGGCUUUUGUAAUUUGGCGCAAUACUUUUAUACUACUCAUCGCAAGGCAACG